Diaporthe citri is the source of this 507-nucleotide messenger RNA. RefSeq lists its product as uncharacterized. NCBI's taxonomy places the organism in Eukaryota, Fungi, Ascomycota, Sordariomycetes, Diaporthales, Diaporthaceae. The record is from RefSeq and is a predicted model, not a curated record. Gene Ontology annotation, molecular function: monooxygenase activity; iron ion binding; oxidoreductase activity, acting on paired donors, with incorporation or reduction of molecular oxygen. The coding region runs from base 1 to 507 and encodes 168 amino acids. The transcript is spliced from 3 exons.
AUGGUCAUCAUGAAAAUCCUCAAGCAACGCAAGACCAAGAGGCAAGAUGACGCCCUGCAAUACGUACACGACGAGGAUGGCGACGAUGACAAGACCGUCAGAUUCAUUUUCAGUGCUCUUUCGUCGAGCGUAACUAUGACAGGCGCUUCCAUCACGUGGCUCCCUGCAUUCCUGGCGGAUUCGCUCGAGUGGCAGUCAAAGUGCAGAGAUGAAGUCGACGCUGUUCUACUCGAGCACCGCAAGACACCGUCGCAAUCGCACAAUGAGAUCCUCGAGAGUCUCUCGCUUCAGGACUGGGAGACUGAAUUCCCCGUCCUGUACUCAUGUUUGCAGGAGACGCUUCGCCUUACGUCCACUGGAACAUUCUUCCGCAAAAACGUCAGCGGCGCGGACAUUCGCAUCGGCGACUCCGCCGAGGUGGUGCCGAAUAAUUCUUAUGCUGCCUACCUCCCCGACAACGUUCACAUGGAUCCCAGACUGUACCCAGAUCCCCUCAGGCGAACGUGA